AUGUCCGGUAGUAUGCAGCCUAAGAUACAGUUCAUCAACCUAUCCAGCGCGGCAACGGGGAAGACGAAGGAGACAACAACAGCCGCACGGCGACAGGCUCGCUCUCAUUCGGCCCGUGAGACGCAUGCCCGGGCGAGACGCCUCCGGGCCAUGAACUAUCAGCUGCAGACUGCCAAGCAGGGUGUCCGGGAAUCUUUAGUGAAUGAUGGAGAUAAAUCUUACACGACCACGUCUGUUGGAAGGAGUGCUGAAUCGGAUGCGAAGAUUCUGUCCGACCCAGUAAGCCUGCUGGCACCCGAUCGUAGAGACCCCUUUUCCAGCUUUGUAAAGCCCUUUACGCCCAUAGAGAACUUUCUGCUUGAUUAUUACGUACGAAUCAUCAUCCCUGAGACGAUGGAAAAUUGUAUUUUCUUCAAAGGUAUUGAAAAUGGUUUCCACAGUAUGAUGUCCGACUGGCUGCAGCUCGCCCUCACCGAUAUAGGCUUCUUGAGCAGCAUUUUUCUUUCAGCAUGCCGCCAUCUGUGUCUGUAUCAAGACCAGGAGCAGAAAUACAGACUAUUAGCAAUACAGUACAAGCUUGUGAGCCUCCACAAACUUGGAGAAGCUGUAUUGAGGGGCCCAUCGUCGGUGAACAGCAGCACUAUUGCCAAUGCCCUAGCGCUGGCGCUGGAGGAGGCGGUGCUCGGCAAUAUAAUCACUUUCCGAAACCAUGUGCUCGGAGCUACUAAGAUGGUAGAACUCAAUGAUGGAGCUAAAACCUUCGGUCUAAGCUCAUUUCUCCGUUCUCUUGUCCAGAGCUUCAUAGCUAAUAAGGAGUUCCUUGGGACUGCGCCUGGUCCCGAUGAAAUACCCACCGGUACUCUGGAACAUCAUGAUCAAGGCAACUCCGUAGGCAGACCCCGGUCUUGCGGUGGUCUUGCAGAGAGACAACUUGAGGGGUGA
Molecule: messenger RNA, 942 nt
Organism: Mollisia scopiformis
Lineage: Eukaryota; Fungi; Ascomycota; Leotiomycetes; Helotiales; Mollisiaceae
Exons: 3
Coding region: 1-942 (313 amino acids)
Source: RefSeq, a predicted model, not a curated record